This is a messenger RNA of Aspergillus saccharolyticus JOP 1030-1, 843 nucleotides long. RefSeq lists its product as uncharacterized. Bases 25 to 843 code for a protein of 272 amino acids. The transcript is spliced from 2 exons. Lineage: Eukaryota; Fungi; Ascomycota; Eurotiomycetes; Eurotiales; Aspergillaceae. The record is from RefSeq and is a predicted model, not a curated record.
AUCAAACAGCAUUAACCGUGAAUCAUGUCCACCACUUCACGCCCCACCAUCGCCUUCUUCGGUGCCACCGGGGGCUGUACGCUCAACUGCCUCAUUCUGGCCCUCAACGCCGGCUAUGAGUGCAAUGCACUCAUCCGCACCCCCCACAAAUUAACCACCCUCCUGGCCACCCACAACAUCGACACCAACGCCACCGCCAACCUGCACAUCAUCCCAGGCUCCGCCGACGACCUCCCCGCCGUGCGUCAAACCCUCCUCCGCCCCGCGCCCACUCCUACCGAUGAAUCGCAACCAGUCGACCUCAUUAUCUCCGGCAUCGGCAGCAAACCGAAAUUCGACUCCCUGCUGCGCCCGACACUCGAGAACCCCACCGUCUGCCAGGAUGCGAUGCGCACCGUGCUCCGCGCCCUGCACUCCCUGCCGACACCCCCCAGCCACCCACCGACCAAGCCCAAGCUGGUUGUCAUCAGCACCACGGGGGUGGACUCAAAACGCGACGUGCCCUGCCUGAUGCUGCCGCUGUACCAGUGGAUGCUCAAGGUGCCGCAUGCAGACAAGAAGGUGAUGGAGGAGCUGAUCCUCGCGGAGGGCGCGCGGGAGGAUCCUGCGCUGGCGGGGUAUAUGAUUGUGCGGCCGAGUUUGCUGAUAGAUGGGGAGGCGGGGGAGGGGUUGGAGAAGGUGCGCGUGGGGACGGAGGCGGAGCCUGCGGUGGGGUAUACCAUCACUCGCGCCGAGGUCGGGAGGUGGAUUUAUGAGAAUGCAGUGGUGGGAUUUGAGAGGAAUGGGGGGGAUGGGAAGGGGGAGAGGGGGUAUUGGGGGCGAUUGGUCUCGAUUACGCAUUGA